UAGCAGCAGCCGGUCGGUUAGGGAGCACGGCGGAAGGUCGUGGCGCAUCGCGGCGCAUUUCGACUCGCAUCCUCGUCGUCCCAUACGAGUUUUUGUGUUUUUGAUGCGAGCGAGUGUUUCGAAAGUGCCGUGAAAUGUCGAAAGAAAAGUCAAGAGUCCAGGCAUUCGUGCUGAUUCGUGCCAACAUCCGUCGUGUCGGAUACGAUGCAUAAUGCGAAAUCGUGUCGCGUUCAAUCGUGUUUCGCUUCUCCGUUGCCUCGUAUCCCGAAUUUCCGUGAGUAUCGAGAGUGCCGAAAACGAAGGGUCGCUUGUUCGUGCCAAGUGUGAAUCAAUACGUAGGUAUCUACAUACGUACGAGAGGAGUGGAGUCGUUUAUGACAGUUGAUAGGUUAUGUGCAGCCCAGUGUGAUCGUAGUAUCCAAACAUAUUAAACUCUGAAGGUGCUACGCGAUAAAUUAUAACGAUAUAAACAAGAAUUUAUGACUUGACUGUUUCCCCUGUCAUAAGAAUACUUUACAAGACUGCUGCUAUGGAGGCGAACGAACGCGAUCCUGUAACUUCCCGUCUUGAGGAUACUCCUACCGACAACGUUGAUGCAAGUAACGGCGAGGCGAUUUCCGAAUCGCCAACGUGCGAAAACGAGCAAAGCGUCGAGAAGUCAGAAACGGAGGACGCAUCCGAGCCUUUUCAAAGCGGUACGGAUGACACCUGCAAGGAAGCAGGAUUCAAGAAGCCGCUUCUACUGAUCGGCCCCAAGCGGGGUAAGAUCGGAAAAAUUCGAACUGUGAGCAACGACACGGCACGCCCACCGUCCGAAGUGUCGUCCGUGAGUAAGGAAGCUGUCGAAACUACUGAUCCACAGGACGAUAUCGAAGACACUAGCAGCAUUAAGUCAACAUCGAAAAAGCCCAUGGAAGAGAACGUUUCGUUCGACACAGGAAACGUUCCCAUACCGUAUUUGGAGCCAAAAUGGGGCGGGCAACCAGCUCAGGAAUAUAAAUUAGAGGUUCUUAAGUCAGGGAUGAUUCUAGACAAGAUUGACCUUACCAAGAGAAGUUUUUAUGUGGUAGGGAGGUCGCUCUCUUGCAAUUUAUCUCUUGCUCAUCCGACGAUCUCGAGGCAUCAUGCGAUUAUUCAAUACAGAGCAACAGGAGAUGAGAAGAACUCUACAGGUUUUUAUUUGUACGAUUUGGAGAGCACUCAUGGCACAUUCUGGAAUGGACAUCGUAUAAAAUCAAGAACCUAUGUUCGCUUGCAUGGUGGUCAUAUGAUAAGGUUUGGUUGUAGCCACAGAAAGUACAUUUUGCAAGCUCCACUAGAUGAUCAGGAGGAAGAAUCCGAGCUGUCAGUCACUGAACUCAAAGAAAAACGAUUGGAAGAAUUACGGGAACGAGAGAUUAGACAGCAAGAACAAGAAGAAGCAGAAAAGAGAGCCAGAGAGGCUGAAGAGAAUGAGGGUAUUGAUUGGGGAAUGGGAGAAGAUGCUGAUGAGGAAACAGAUUUGACAGAGAAUCCUUACGCUUCUAUGGCAGAUGAAGAACUGUAUUUAGACGAUCCCAAGAAAACACUGAGAGGCUGGUUUGAAAGAGAGGGAUAUGAUUUGCAGUACCAAGUGGAAGAGAAAGGGAUAGGCCAAUUUUUGUGUUGGAUAAAUUUACCUAAAGAGUGUUUUGGCGGUCGUUCCAUGAAGGCUGAAGCUCUUGUCAAAGGAAAGAAGAAGGAAUCCGUUGUUCAAUGUGCUUUGGAAGCCUGCAGAAUCUUGGAUAGACACGGAUUAUUGAGACAAGCUAAUCAUGAGAGUCGAAGAAAGAAAGCAAGGAAUUGGGAGGAAGAAGAUUUUUACGAUUCGGACGAGGAUAACUUUUUGGAUAGAACAGGAACGGUAGAGAAGAAACGUGAACAGAGAAUGAAAUUAGCUGGGAAAUUUGAGGAAAGAGUUGAGACAUAUAACUCAUUGACUGAGAAGCAUAGCGAGAUUGUGAACAAAAUUUCACGUUUGAAUGAUCGCUUAAAAGAAGCACAGGAAAAUAAUGCUAAAGCGAAGGAGUCCAACGAGGAUUCGUUGGAUGCCUUUAUGUCUAGUUUAAACACAUCUACUUUAAGUAAGAGCGAUAUAACAAAAAUGAAAGUGGAAUUGCAGAAUCUACAUAAAGAAGAAAUGAAACUUGUUAAAUUAAUAAAUCUUACGAAGCCGGCUGAUUUACCACCUCUUGUCAGUCAAGUGCAAGUGGAGGAAAGGAAGGAUAAUCAGCAACAAAAGUCAAAACUUUCUAUGAGAAAGGUUUCCCAGCUUGAAAGAAGAAGAAAACUUUUUGAAGCAAACAACAAAGGUGAAUCUUAUAGUAAUAAUACUAUGAAUGAAGAAGAAGAAGAAGAAGAAGAUGAUGACAAUAAUGUUGGUGGACAGGAAGAGGAAAAUAAAGAAGAUGGAAAAAAAAUAGAGAAAGGUGCAGAUGUACAUAAUUUUGAAUGCAAAAUAUCUACACCACAUAAAGAUGAAACAGAAUUGAACGACAGCGUGAAAAACGACGACAAACCGUGUAUUAUGAAAAGUGUCAAUCAAGAAACGAGGAAAUCAAAUGUUAACGCUGCAGACGACAGGAAACGAAAAAAGGAUAGUAAAUCGGAGAAAUUGAAAAAUAUGAAAAAACAAUAUGAUCAAGAUGUCCACUCGGAUGAUUAUUCUACGUGGAUACCGCCACAAAACCAAUCUGGAGAUGGAAGGACGAACCUUAAUGAUAAAUAUGGAUAUUGAAUUAGCUCUAGUGCGCUAUAUAUGUAAAGCUUUGUGUCCAUGAUGCUAAAAAUCGGUGUCGAAUGGCGAGAGAAUGGACUAAUCGCAUUAGUCAGUUGACGAUAUAAAUGCGACCAAUUCUCCCUCUAUCUCGGACCAUCGGACCACCAAUUUCUAGCAUCAUGGAUACAAGACUUAAAAACCGAUGUAAAUACUUUCCAUUAAGAAUUUGACGUUAAAUAGUAUUAUAAAAGGGA
Solenopsis invicta (red fire ant) is the source of this 2991-nucleotide messenger RNA. RefSeq names its product kanadaptin. Bases 530 to 2755 code for a protein of 741 amino acids. Lineage: Eukaryota; Metazoa; Arthropoda; Insecta; Hymenoptera; Formicidae. Gene Ontology annotation, molecular function: protein binding; mRNA binding. The record is from RefSeq and is a predicted model, not a curated record. The transcript is spliced from 6 exons.